AUGGCAGUCCGCGGCCACUUUCGCGUCAUUUCCGGGGUCGAGCCGCGGACAGCGCCUGCUCUUUUGCGGAAGGAGGAGUUAGGGGCGGAGCGGCUGACUGGAGGAAAAAAGGAGAAGGAUUUUGCUCAGACAACAAGUGCUUGUUUAAGUUUCAUCCAAGAAGCUCUGCUGAAGCACCAAUGGCAGCAAGCUGCAGAAUACAUGCACAGUUAUUUUCAGAUCUUGGAAGAUUCUGAUAGCUACAAAAGGCAAGCUGCACCUGAGAUCUCCUUGCAACAUGCAUUGUACCUUCUGCAUCAUGGGAUGCUUGAUGACGCCAACAGAAACCUCAGCCAGGCAGAGACAUGGAGAUACGGUGAAAAAUCGUCUUCCCAGGAAGUGCUAAUCAACUUGAUUCAGGCCUAUAAAGGGCUUUUGCAAUAUUAUACGUGGUCUAAAAAAAGGAUGGAGUUGUCUAAGCUUGGUGAGUGGAAUCAUGGUGACUGGGUUCAAGAAGAAUGGAACCCCAGGAGAAACUGGUGGCCAGGCUUCCACUUCAGCUACUUUUGGGCCAAAAGGGAUUGGAAGGAGGAUAAAGCUUUGGCUUGUGAGAAAGCUUUGGUAGCUGGCAUAUUGUCAGGAAAAGGUUGCAGAUAUUAUCGGUAUAUUUCAAAACGAGAUCAUCAAGUUUUAAGGAAGAAAAUUAAGCGGAUGAAGAAAUUAGUGAAAAAAUGCAGCAUUGUAAAUCCAGGACUCUGAUAUUGAAUGUAAAUUAUUUCAUAUUAAUAGCUACAAUGUAGCAGGUCAGUAGAUAGUUAUGGAGUGUAUUUAUUUAUUUGGUGUUUCCAGAAGAUAGUUUUAUAUGGCUACAAAAGCUAUUUUUAUAUUUUUUUGUAUUAUAUAUUUAGCUAGAUAAACAGUCUCACUGCCUUUGCUCUUUGUAAAUAAAUAUUUUUCCUUUUUGUACUGUAAAAUGUAACAUUUCUUAAGGACUAACCUUCAAAAGAAAAUACGAGCAUAUUUGUUUAAUCAGAAUACAGCUCUUACAGCAGUUACUGCUGUUUGCAGAUAAGUUGCCUCUGACUAUUGUGUAAUAAACUACAACUGUGAUACUGUUAA
Molecule: messenger RNA, 1098 nt
Organism: Hipposideros armiger (great roundleaf bat)
Lineage: Eukaryota; Metazoa; Chordata; Mammalia; Chiroptera; Hipposideridae
Gene: TAF1A
Product: TATA-box binding protein associated factor, RNA polymerase I subunit A
Exons: 5
Coding region: 1-738 (245 amino acids)
Biological process (GO): transcription by RNA polymerase I
Cellular component (GO): RNA polymerase I transcription regulator complex
Source: RefSeq, a predicted model, not a curated record